GAAGUAGUAGUAGUAGUAGUAGUGGGGCGAUUAUGGAAGAGGUCUACGUUAUCCUUUGUUAAAUACACGACUGUUCCCUCCUCUUGAGGGGAUGGUUGAGCAGCACAGCCGACGACUCCAUUUUAUUCGCUCUUUUCAGGCAUUAUCUGAGCGUCAUCGACCCAGUCGCCUUUUCAACUGCAACCAGACCGAGCUUCAACUGUUGCAAAGAUGGAGAAGGACACCAAAUACUCGGCCGAGGAUGUUGUAACGCCCAAGGACGACCAGUCUGUUGGUGAAGUUGUCGCCGACCAUGAUCUGAAGCGCGGUUUAAGACCUCGCCACUUGCAAAUGAUUGCCAUCGGUGGCGUCAUCGGCACAGGUCUCUUCCUCGGCACGGCCGGUAACCUGCAAAACGGCGGCCCAGCCGGUCUCCUCAUCUCCUACUGUCUCAUGGCCUCGGUGCUAUUCUCCGUCAUGGUUGCCCUUGGCGAGAUGAUCUCCCAGUUUCCUCUCGCCGGCGGCCAAUUCGCUCUCGCCGACCGCUUCGUCUCUCCAGAAAUGGGAUUCGCCAUGGGAUGGGUGUUCUGGUACGACUACAUAAUCGUGCUGCCGGCCGAGAUCUCAGCCGCUGCCGUGCUGAUCUCGUUCUGGACGCCAGCAAGCCAGGAAGGUUCAACAUGCACGACGGGGGUAUGCAACAAUGCCAUGUGGGUGGGCCUCAUGCUCAUCGUCGUGUACGUCGUCAACUUCGCAGGCACGCGAGUAUACGGCGAGGUCGAGUUCUGGUUCUGCUCUAUCAAGAUCAUCACCAUUGUCGGUCUGAUCCUUGUCGGUAUUAUCAUCUCAGCCGGCGGCGGCCCCGACCACACCGCCAUUGGCUUCAAGUACUGGAAAGAAACAGGCGGGUUCAUGCAAUACGAAGGCAUACCAGGGGCAACAGGACGCUUCGCAGGGUUCUUUAGUACCUUGAUCAGCGCUGCCUUUGCCUUCAUUGGAUCUGAGGUUACUGCCAUCGCCGCUGCCGAGACGGCCAACCCGCGCAAGUCGGUCCCGUCGGCCAUCAAGGGCGUUUGGGUCCGUCUCGUGCUCUUCUACCUUUCCAGCGCAUUCCUCAUCGGCCUCCUCGUCUCCCCCAACGAUCCCUCCCUGAACCUGGGCUCUACGGCCGCCAAGUCCCCCUUUGUCAUCGCUAUCAAGAACGCGGGGAUCCCUAUUUUGCCCUCUAUUAUCAAUGCCGCUCUUCUGACUUCGGCGUGGUCGGCGGGAUGUGCUGACUUGUUUGUUUCGUCUCGCUCGCUCUACGGCCUGUACACUCGUGGCCACGCCCCCGCCUGGGUGGGCAAGACGCGUGCCGACGGAUUACCCUGGGUCUGUGUCGUGAUUGGCGGCGUCCUGGCCCUCAUCUCCUUCAUGGCCAGCGCCAGUGGCUCCGCGGGUACCGUGUUCAGCUACUUCGCCAACAUGACGGCCAUUUGCGGCAUGAUCUCGUGGGCUUGCAUCAUGUUCACCUACAUCCGCUGGUACAAGGGGCUCGCGGUGCAGGGCAUCGACCGGAAGACUCUGGCUUAUAUGGCUCCCUUCCAGCCGUACUUGAGUUAUUACGGCCUGUGCAUGUGCCUUAUGGUUAUGAUAUUUGGUGGGUUCACGGCGUUUGUGAAUGUCUUUGACGUGUCGACCUUCAUCACGACUUAUAUGCCCAUUCCAUUCUUUGUUGUCCUAUUUGUGGGGUACAAGGUCUACCACAAGUCCACGUUUAUCGACUACAAGGAUAUGGACUUUGCGUCGGGGUCGUCAUUUGAUAUCCCUGAUGAGGAACCCAAGAAGGGUCUGUUUAAGAAGAUUGUGGACAACAUCUAAAGCUGUGUGAGAGCGAUGGGGGAAAUUGCUGCCUUGGAUGUGGUGUGAGAAUAAUGUGUUGAUCAACCUGUAAUGUGUAAAUGAUAUCCCAGAAAUAAAUAAUAGAAUAUGUUCAAGUUCAAACAAGCUUUACUGGAGGCUUGAAGCCAAGACGAAGACCUGGAUUCUGACUUGGC
Molecule: messenger RNA, 2015 nt
Organism: Pseudomassariella vexata
Lineage: Eukaryota; Fungi; Ascomycota; Sordariomycetes; Amphisphaeriales; Pseudomassariaceae
Product: amino acid permease/ SLC12A domain-containing protein
Exons: 2
Coding region: 211-1839 (542 amino acids)
Biological process (GO): amino acid transmembrane transport
Cellular component (GO): membrane
Molecular function (GO): amino acid transmembrane transporter activity
Source: RefSeq, a predicted model, not a curated record